UUCUAUUACAGUAAAGGGAAAGUGAAAGUAUCAGCGGAGAAUUCCCCUAUGCAGGCGGCGCCUCCCCUCCCCCUCCAUAUACUCCACCGAGCGACACCGGGCACCGAUCAGAGCGGAGCACAGCACCGAGCCGUCCCCUCCAUAGAAGCCCGACUACCCGGAGAAAGCACAGGAGCCCGGACACCUACCACACCGCCCGGGGACGGUCCCCGACUGUUUUUCACAAUGAUAUCCUUCGCUUUUCCACUCGUUGUCUUCUUGCUGGACUCCACUCUAAGUUAUGUAUUGUCCUUCCUUGUGUAUAAAUACUACCCCAUAUAUUUCCUGGAUGUGGUGUGGCUGGUGAAUCUCAUUAAAGUCCCCCUUCUUAGAGAAGUAUCCCAGAAACUCCCACGUCCAUGGUGGAUCCCAUCACCUCUUCUCUUCAUCCUGACGCUUUGCCUAGCGCCUCCUCUGCACCAGACGCUCCGAUUCCUUCUCUUGUCCCAGGCGCCAGAGCUACACUCUGGUCUAGCCAGCUCUCUGCUCUAUCACCUGUCCUCGUCUCUGGCCUGUAUCCUCUGGGAUCUCCUGUCCCCUUUAAUAUUUUCAGAAGAUCCCGAGGGAGAUAAAAAUGGAAAACAGAAGGAAAGGAAGAACUUCUUCAGGCUGGUAAAGCUUUCCAAGCCAGACUGGCCUUUCCUGUCCUCGGCUUUUGUGUUCCUGAUACUCGCAUUGUCACUUGAAAUGUCUAUUCCAUAUUACAUGGGGCGUGUGAUCGACAUCUUGUCCAACAACUACAAGGAGACAGAGUUCCUGAAGAACAUCGUAUUUAUGGCCUUCUUCUCUCUCACAAGUUCUGUCUGUGCAGGAUGCCGGGGAGGAUUCUUCAUAUUCUGCUACUCUCGUCUCAAUAUCCGCUUACGGGAACUCCUCUUUCGAGCAUUUUCUAAACAGGACAUUACCUUCUUUGAAACAACGAAAACAGGUGAGAUCACGUCCCGGCUGUCACAUGACACAACGCUCGUUAGCCGUUCCAUCGCCGCCAACGUGAACAUCACCCUGCGGAUGCUGGUGAAAUGUAUCGGUCACCAUUACUUUAUGAUAUUGGUGUCCCCGAAGCUGACUCUGCUCACCCUUAUCAGCACACCACUCAUCUGGAUUGUACAGAGCCUAUACAACAAGUAUCACCAGGAUCUGGUGAAGAAGGUGCAGGAUUCUAUUGCCAGCUCCAGCGAUCUGGCUCAAGAGAUCAUUGAAUCUGUAAGGACAGUAAAGAGUUUUGCUGCGGAGGAAGAAGAGGGAGAGCGCUAUUCCAAAGCUCUGACAAAGACACAUCGCCUGCAGUGCAAGAGGGAUCUGGUCCGAGCGAUAUACCUUCUUGCUAUCAGGACCAUUAACCUAGGAACUCAGGUGGCAAUGUUGGUGUAUGGGAACAAGUUAAUCCAGAGUGGAUCAAUAACCAGCGGGCAGAUGGUGUCCUUCAUGUUGUACCAAAUAGAGUCCGGAGACUAUUUACGGUCUGUAUUUCACAUGCUCAGUGAGAUCACUCAUUCUGCCGGAGCCUCCGCCAAAGUAUUCCAGUACUUGGAUCAGCAGCCUAAGGUCUCCACAUCUGGAAUUCUGUGUCCUGAAAAUGUACGCGGAGUGUUCGAGUUCAAGAAUGUAACAUUUUCUUACCCUUCCCGUCCCGAGACUCCUGCCCUGAAGGAUGUGUCAUUCACUCUUAAGCCUGGCACUGUCACGGCUAUAGUGGGGCCCUCUGGUGGUGGGAAGACGACAUGUGUGGCGCUGCUGGAGAGAUUCUACGAGCCUCAGAGUGGAGAAAUCUUACUUGACGGAAUACCACUGGCCGAAUAUAAGCACCAGUUCCUCCACAAUAAGGUUGCUCUGGUAGCUCAAGAUCCCGUCCUGUUUGCUGGAACAGUCAAAGAAAACAUUGCUUAUGGUCUUAAGAGCCCUUCUGAAAAGCAGCUGGUGGAAGCAGCAAGGAAAGCUAGAGCUGGUGGUUUCAUUGAAAGAAUGGAUAAGGGAUAUGACACAGAUGUUGGCAGCAGCGGAGCUCAGAUGGGUGCUGGGCAGAAGCAGCGGAUCGCUCUUGCGCGUGCUCUCUCACGCCUUCCCAAACUGCUUAUUCUAGACGAGGCUUCAAGCUGUCUUGAUGUUGAAACAGAACACGAGAUCCAGCAGUCUCUACAGAGUAUUCCGGACCUCUGUCUUCUGAUCAUCGCCCACAGGCUGCGCACUGUACAAAAAGCCGACCAGAUCCUGGUCCUGGAAGAGGGACGGCUGGUGGAGAGUGGGACUCAUGAUGACCUUGUAGGGAGAAGAGGAGUCUAUCUAAAGCUCCUGCAGAAUCAUGACUGAUGUUGACUCAAGAUGAUAGUGUUACUGAUGGACUGAGCUUAUCAAAACCAAACAAGUUGUCUUGGUUUUGUGAAUGAUGCACUUUCACAAUGGUAACCACGGUGCCCUAUGAAUGCACAAACAUAGUGUUACAGUAAGCAACAAAGCAACGUUUCUAUAAAUGACCACUAUAGAACACAGUACUUGACGUGGCGUGUGACAAAAAAACAGAAACACUCAAAAAAUAAAAUAAAAACUAUUCUGUGGUCAUGUUGGAAAUGCUUGGACAUCAAGCCUACUGUUGAUAACUGCACACCCUACCGGUAGGAUGUGCCUUUCUCCUAUUUGGUCAAUUGGAUGCUUUUAUUCUAUGUUGUAAUACUAUUUUUGAUAUGUUGUCUACGAACAACAUUAUUUAAUAAAAUUUGAUACGUUUUUGAUACAUAA
This is a messenger RNA of Rana temporaria (common frog), 2772 nucleotides long. RefSeq names its product transporter 2, ATP binding cassette subfamily B member (gene TAP2). The coding region runs from base 49 to 2346 and encodes 765 amino acids. Gene Ontology annotation, biological process: transmembrane transport. Gene Ontology annotation, molecular function: ABC-type oligopeptide transporter activity; ATP hydrolysis activity; ATP binding. Gene Ontology annotation, cellular component: membrane. Lineage: Eukaryota; Metazoa; Chordata; Amphibia; Anura; Ranidae. The transcript has 13 exons. The record is from RefSeq and is a predicted model, not a curated record.